Messenger RNA from Arxiozyma heterogenica, 1428 nucleotides. RefSeq names its product tRNA 1-methyladenosine methyltransferase subunit GCD10 (gene GCD10). Lineage: Eukaryota; Fungi; Ascomycota; Saccharomycetes; Saccharomycetales; Saccharomycetaceae. Gene Ontology annotation, cellular component: tRNA (m1A) methyltransferase complex; nucleus. Gene Ontology annotation, biological process: tRNA methylation. The record is from RefSeq and is a predicted model, not a curated record. The transcript has a single exon. The coding region runs from base 1 to 1428 and encodes 475 amino acids.
AUGAUGGACCCUCAAAAGCAUAUAUGUUGGAAUCAGCAUGUGCUGAUAACUUUACCAUCUGAGAAAUCGAAGAUUACAGAGUUAAGACCAGAUGGAACUGUAUCCUUGGGCAAAUUUGGUGCUUUCCGUGUUAAUGAUGUGGUUGGUUUUCCAUUAGGUACUAAAUUUGAGAUAUUUUACGAUGAAGAGACAGAUAAAUGGAAUGAAAUGCAGAAACAGAAAAAUGGAGGUAAGGAGAAAAAUCGUAUACCAGUAGGAAAAGUGAGGGUGUUAACUCAAGGAAGGGAUAAUCCAGCUGAAUACUGUUCUGAGUUGAAUGAGGGCGUAGAAGAGAACAGACUAAAUAGUGAUUCUUUAAAUGUCACUGCUUUUACUACAGGUAGUAGUGAAUCUAACAGAAAUUUAAUUGAUAGAGGGCAUGAUGUUCAAAAGUUGAGUGCAGAAGAUAUCGAACAAUUAAAACAAAAAAGUGUUACAAGCCAAGAAAUUAUUAGUCAGAUGAUUAAAUCCCAUGGUUCCUUUGAUAAAAAGACUGUCUUUUCGCAGGAGAAGUACUUACAACGUAAGCAACGGAAAUUUGAUAAGAUUUUUACUGUCAAUUACUUGAGUGGUUCUGCAUUAUUGCAAUACUUGAUCGAUAAAAAUGAUAUUCAACGUAUCAUGGAUAUUUCAGAAGAAUCAAUGGGUAUGAUCCUGAAUUUAGCCAAUAUCAGAUCCACUGGAACAUAUCUAUGUAUGGAUGAAACUGGUGGAUUAUUAGUUUAUUUUAUAAUGGAAAGGAUGUUUGGAAAUGGUGCUGAAAAUGUUGAUCCAAGUGUGGGUAAGAUUGUAGUGUUACAUGAAAACGAACAUGUUAACCUUGACCUUUUAAAAUUUUCCAAUUAUUCAGAGGAUUUCAUUAGUAAGCAUGUUAUUACAAUACCUCUAUUGGACUUUUUUGAACCUUUAACAAGAGAAGAGAUUGAAUCUCGUUUUACACCGUUACCUAAGGAGGAGGUAUACGAAUUGAAGGCUAGUAAGAAAAAUUCAUAUUAUCGAAAAUUAAAAUGGCAAAAGACACAAUUAGAACUAUUAAAAUAUAUUAAUGAUGUUCAAUACGACGGGAUGAUCCUUGGUACCACAUUACAUUUGCCUGAUCUGGUUAAAAGAUUAGGAGAUCACAUCCAUGGAUCUAGACCUAUUGUCUGUUAUAGUCAGUUUAAAGAAGUUUUACUUGAAUUAUCUCAUUCUUUGUAUAAUGAUUUAAGAUUCUUAGCACCAACAAUUCUUGAGACUCGUUGCCGUCCUUAUCAAACAAUACGAGGUAAACUACAUCCAGUGAUGACGAUGAGAGGUGGUGGUGGCUAUAUAAUGACCUGUAUCAAAGUUAUCCCUGUUUCACCAUCCAUGGUUGAGGGUGCUAAAAUAUUAACACAUGUGGAAAGUUAA